Messenger RNA from Aureobasidium melanogenum CBS 110374, 1005 nucleotides. RefSeq names its product aldolase. Gene Ontology annotation, molecular function: 4-hydroxy-tetrahydrodipicolinate synthase activity. The transcript has a single exon. Lineage: Eukaryota; Fungi; Ascomycota; Dothideomycetes; Dothideales; Saccotheciaceae. The record is from RefSeq and is a predicted model, not a curated record. Bases 1 to 1005 code for a protein of 334 amino acids.
AUGAGCAACUCAAUCAACAUCGAUCUCAGAGGUCUAACCCCUGCCCCCGUCACGCCCUUCACUGAGGAUGGAAGAGUCGACUAUGAUGCUAUCCAACGUCUUGGUUCUUGGCUUGGAAGUAUCGAGGGCGUCAAAGGUCUCGUAGUUCUGGGCCAUGCUGGAGAAGGCACUUUCUUAACUCAGGAUGAACAAGAAGAAGUCAUCAGAGCCUUUGUUCGAUCCGUGAAUGACAGAAUCCCCAUCAUCGCUGGCAUCACAGGCGAAGGCACCGAAGUUGCUGCACUCGAGGCCAAGCGUGCCAAAGCUGCUGGUGCAAAGGCUGGCCUCCUCUAUCCUUCUCACGGAUGGCUGCGAUUCGGUUACCAAGAUGGCGCUCCCCAAGAUCGUUACAAGGUUGUUUAUGAGACUAGCGGACUUCCUCUCAUCCUGUUCCAAUACCCCGAUAACACAAAAGCGACCUACAGUCUGCAAACCAUGCUUGACAUCUCAGCCCAGCCUGGUGUGUUUGCCAUGAAGAACGGUGUCCGCAACAUGCGUCGCUGGGAUGUUGAGAUCCCCAUCAUCCACAAGCAGCGCCCCGACCUCCAGAUUUUGACUUGUCACGAUGAAUACCUCCUUCACACCGCCUUCGACAUCGACGGCUUCCUUGUCGGUUAUGGCAAUAUCGCCCCUGAGCUCUUGAUCCAGAUGAUCGAGGCUGGCAAGGCCAAGGACUACGCUAGAGCUAGACAACUACAUGACCAGCUUCUACCCCUUACCAGAGCAGUUUAUCACCGUGGAAGUCACAUGGAGGGAACAGUGGCCUUGAAGCACGCUCUUGUCGCAAGAGGUAUCUUGAAUCACGCCACUGUACGCUCGCCGCUCAGGCCUCUGGCCGAGGGUGCAGACAAGGAGAUCCAUGCUGCUGUUCAGUUCGCGGAUCUGCCGAAGAUCAAUGUCAACAAGCUUCAAGCGAACGGAAGCAAUGGUGUGAAUGGACACAAUGGCACUAAUGGAUUUCAUUGA